This is a messenger RNA of Talpa occidentalis (Iberian mole), 1272 nucleotides long. It is a transcript of the gene ZACN, whose product is annotated as zinc activated ion channel. Gene Ontology annotation, cellular component: neuron projection; membrane; synapse. The transcript has 10 exons. Gene Ontology annotation, biological process: chemical synaptic transmission; nervous system process; monoatomic ion transmembrane transport. The record is from RefSeq and is a predicted model, not a curated record. Gene Ontology annotation, molecular function: extracellular ligand-gated monoatomic ion channel activity; neurotransmitter receptor activity; transmembrane signaling receptor activity. NCBI's taxonomy places the organism in Eukaryota, Metazoa, Chordata, Mammalia, Eulipotyphla, Talpidae. The coding region runs from base 1 to 1272 and encodes 423 amino acids.
AUGACGCCGGUGGUGGCGGGGGUGCCUGGGAGAAGGCAGAGUGCAGCCCGGGGGGUGGGCAGCCGCUGCUGGUCGCUGUGGGGUGCCACCCAGCCGUUGAUCCAGGGGCGAGGCUUCCACACCCCAGCAGUCGCCUCGCCACCCUUCUUCAACCUCAACUCACCCCAGGAGGCUCAGGAAACCAUCCAGAUCCCUCACAACGAGAGCGCGCCACUGCUGGUGGACGUGCAGGUGUUCGUGUCAAACGUGUUUAACGUGGACAUCCUGCGGUACACAGUGUCCUCCAUGCUGCUGCUCCGGCUGUCCUGGCUGGACACACGCCUGGCCUGGAAUGCGAGUGCACACCCUCGGCGUGAGGUCACGCUGCCCUGGGACUCGGUCUGGACGCCAGGACUCUCCAUCCAGGAGGCGCUCUGGGUAGACUGGCAGGACGAGCACCCGCGGGUCCGAGUGGACCAGGAUGGCCACGUGGAGCUCUACCUGGCCCUCACCACCGAGACCAACUGUGACUUCGAGCUCCUUCACUACCCCAGGGACCAGAGCGACUGCAGCCUCAGCUUCUACGCUUUCAGCAAUUCUGUGACGGAGCUGGAGUUCAGGGCCACAGCGGUGAACGAGAUCGUGAGUGUCAAGAGAGAAUAUGUAGUUCGGGAUCUGAAAACUCAAGACCCACCUCAGAAGCUGGUGCCCUGCUUCCGGGUGACGCUGUGCCUGCAGAACACAGCGCUCAAGGCCAUCAUUGCGCUGCUGGUCCCCGGGGAGGCACUGCUGCUGGCCGACGUGUGCGGGGGGCUGCUGCCCCUCAGGGCCACCGAGCGCAUCGCCUACAAGGUGACCCUGCUGCUGGGCUACCUCGUCUUCCACUCCUCCCUGGUGCAGGCCCUGCCCAGCUCCUCCUCCUGCAACCCGCUGUUCAUUUACUACUUCACGGUCCUGCUACUGCUGCUGUUCGUCAGCACUGCGGAGACCGUGCUGAUGGCUGCGCUGCUGGUCCGGGGCAGCGUCGGGGUCAAGAGCAGCCCCAGCCCAGCCCUGAAACAGGAGCAGCGGGACCAUGGCAAGCCAGCGCCCCGUCCUGAAGAAGGCUCCCAAGGAGUAAAGGGGUCGAGGAGGAGCUGGGCCGAGGCUGUUGACCACAUCUUCUUCCUGUUGUACGUGGUGGGGGUGGUGUGCAGCCAGCUCAUCUUCGCUGGACUCUGGAUGUGGGCGACGUGCAAGUCUGACCCUGCCCCUGGCGAGGCCUCACCCCACGGUGGGCAGCCCAGGCUGUAA